Molecule: messenger RNA, 2232 nt
Organism: Sclerotinia borealis F-4128
Lineage: Eukaryota; Fungi; Ascomycota; Leotiomycetes; Helotiales; Sclerotiniaceae
Source: the annotation of a GenBank genome assembly
AUGCUUACUUCUCUUCGUGUAUCAAUUCCUAGCAAAGGUUAUCUUUUAGGUCCAGCUAUCAUUGAUAAAGCUACAAAUAUAUCAAAAUGUUAUCGCUUUUUAAAAGUACCAUAUGCUUUACCCCCAAUUGGUGAACGACGUUGGCAAAAGCCUUUUCCACUCCCUCUUAAAUUCUCGUAUGGCUCUGAAGAUGAUCCACCAAUAUAUAAUAUACCGUCUUUCCCAUGUCCGCAAACUUCACAAUUCAUAGACAUAGGUCCCUCGACUGAGGAUUGUUUACAUUCCAAUAUUUACGUACCCCUGGGAAUCCCACCUUUGAGUGGCUGGCCAGUAUUCUUUUAUAUCCGAUCCAAUAACUCGGAUGAUCCAUCUUCAUUGUUGGCCGAGACGGACUUCAAAUGUAUCAUUGUAUGCCCAGCUUAUCGACUCGGAGUAUUAGGAUUUCUGGCUGGAAGAGAAUUAUGGGAUGACACCUCAGCUGGAAACUUGGGAUUUUGGGAUCAAAGAGCCGCUCUUGAAUGGACAUAUGAUAAUAUCGAGUCUUUUGGUGGCAACAAAGAGAAUAUUACUGUUGGUGGUUUAUCCGCUGGUUCUUAUUCUACCUUUUAUCAAUUGGCUUAUGAUAUCGGUCGAGAUUCCAGACGACAAAUCAUUCGUAGGGUAAUUCAAUGGUCAAAUGGUUGUGGAGUGGAACCCAAACAAAUCUCUGAGGCUCAAGAACAAUUCGAUGAUUUACUUUCCGUCUUGGGAAUUCCUCAAUCUUUGAGUGGGAAAGAAAAGGUGGAAGUUCUUCGUACAAAGAGUUCUGAUGAAUUGAUCUCCGCAGUUGGGAAGAUGAAGCAAGUAUUUAUUCGACCAUUCUUGGAUGGUAAAUUCAUCUCGAAGGAUUUGUUCCCAAGUAUCUAUGAUGGCUCAUUUGGGAAAAGGAUGAAAGAACUCGGUAUCAGAACCAUCAUUGGGGAUCUUACUCAGGAAUUUCAGGUUUACAAAAAUGUGUUCCCUCCAAGCUCCCAUGAGACUUUGGUCAAUCGUCUCUCGUGGGAUUACCCUCAAAGUAUCGUAAAGGUAAUUUGCGAGAAAUACAAACCGGACCAUGCUUCUCCUAAUCCGCCGGCGACAUAUUGGAUUGAUAUCUUUGGUAAAUUAUAUGCUGAUUUACAAGUCCAUUCUACCAUGCGCGGUUUUCUUGAAUCAAUAUCUUCACACGUACCACUUCACAAUAUACAUCGAUGUAAAAUUGAUUGGAGGACCGAAAGUGUAGACAAAAGGUAUCCCAAAGAGUUUGGUGCAACUCACGGAACUGAUAUGUCAAUUUGGUUCUUUGGGAAUGGUGAUUCUUUGACCGAGAGGGAGAAGGAAUUGUUGAAAGAAUGGUUGAAGCCAAUGAUUGCGUUCAUCAAUGGCGAAGAUGUUGAUUGGGGUACACGGUCAAUUAAGGAUGUUAGAAUUCUUACUUCGGAUGGGAAGAUUGAAAUAAGGGAAGAUGAGAUAUAUGAAGAGAAGCUUGAAUUAUGGAAACUCGUCAAGAUGGCCACCAAAUUUCGGGGGGAGAAAUUCGAACAUAAGAUUGAGGUUCUCAAAUAUGCCGAACAAGAUUCCUCUUCUAAAUCUUUGGCCGAAACUAAGAAGACGCAAGAUCCUAGAGAACUCAUCGCUCAUGUCGCAGCACAGGAAUUUUCUUCGGGUAUGAAUUGUAAUCUUGGUGUCGGUAUACCAACUAUGACUGCUGGUUUUGCUGCUAGUAUGGGUAUUCAUGUAUUUCUUCAAAGUGAGAAUGGUAUGACAGGUUGCGGACCAUAUCCAGGAAAAGGCAAGGAAGAUUCGGAUUGGAUUAAUGCGGGUAAAGAAUCGGUGACACCAUUACCAGGUGCCAGUAAAUUCGGAAGCGAUGAGAGUUUUGGACAGAUUAGGGGAGGUCAUAUGGAUAUGACUGUUCUAGGAGCUCUUGAAUGUAGUCAGUAUGGAGAUGUGGCUAAUUAUAUGAUUCCUGGAAAAAUGGUAAAGGGAAUGGGUGGUGCUAUGGAUCUUGUUUCCAAUCCACAAAAAACAAAGGUUAUGGUUGUUCAAACCCAUGUUGACAAAUAUGUGACUGAUUUGGCAGUCUUUGAUGUGAAUCAUGAGAAGGGUUUGACUUUAAGGAAAUACAAUCCAAAUGUCAGUAUCGAUGAAAUUAAAGAGGAGACAGAUUGUGAGUUUAGGACAGGAAAGGAUUGUAAAGCUUGGGUAUUGUAA